AUGGCGCUGUCCAUUGGCAAUUGCCUCCCUUCCAUUCUACAGUACGAUGCGCCUGAUGCUGGAUAUUUGGCUUUGAAGCCAGGGCAGGAAGUGAUCAUCGAAUACAUAGGAGGCAGUGAUGAGCCAGACUGGCUCUAUGGCACUUCGGCGGGCGAACGCGGAUGGUUUCCCAAGUACUGUGUGCUGAACGCUCCUCGGUCCCCGCCACCACCGUUGCCACCACCGCCGCCGCCGUUGACCGAAAGUGCCCGAGAGCAGGCGGCAUUUGCUUUGUCGCAGCUGGAAGAUGAUGAGCUCGAGGCUGUCAUAUGUGAAGAGCUUCUCCGAAGGCCAGAGCUGCGGGCCAAGAUGCGGCAUGUGCCCCCUUCGUCGCCGUCGAAGUCCAUUCCGUGGAGCGCUAUCGCUUCUGGAGAGGCCAAGCAGGUGAGACCGCUGCGGAGCACGAUUGGGGAGGCGCCGCACCGGUCAGCUCAAAAGAACGGAUCGCCCACGUUGCCCCCCGCAGCAGAGAGUCUUCAGGAAACAGAAGCAUUCCGUGACUCAGAUUCAUCAUCACAGAAGCAGGAGGCCUCUGAGCCGCUUUCGGCUUCGGUGAAGCGGACCUUCUGCAAGUUCUGGCAGGAGAACAAGUGCACCAAGGGUGACUCUUGUACUUUUGCCCAUGGUGAUCACGAGAUUGGCCAGCCAAUUCCUGAGCCCGGCGUCUCGCGGAACGAAGUGAGCAUGGUGUCGAGGAAAAAGGUCCUUUGCAAGUUCUGGCAAGAAGGGAACUGCUUUAAGAGUCCGGGCUGUACAUUUGCCCAUGGAGAGCACGAAUUGGGCCAGCUGAUCGACAACGAGCUGGCACGCCUGUUUGGCUCCCGAAAAUCGGAUUUGGGCCCCUCGGCGAAGAAACAUCGAAGCCGACGCAUGGAGUUGUGGCCUGCGGUGAUCCUGCCGUUGGGGAAGGGUGCCGUGCAGGCGGUUCUGGUUGGCGACCAGUGUCAGUUGCCGGCCACCGUGCUCUCACAGGAGGCGCAGAAAGGAGGCCUAGACAUUUCAAUGUUCGACCGGCUCCUCUCCAUGGGCAUGGAGGUGCAGUUCCUCAGCGAGCAAUACCGCAUGCACCCGCAGAUCGCGUCCUUCUCUUCCUGGCGCUUUUAUCGCGGCGAGCUGAAGAGUGCCGUGAGCGAGUCGCAGCGUCAGCUGCCGCGCGGAUUUGUUCUGAGCUCCCAUGUGGUGCUCCUGCACGUGGAGGCCGGAAGGGAAAGAGGGGAGAUGAGAGUGGUGACGCUUGAAGGAAGAAACAUGAAGAAACCGCAUAUGAAGAGGCCCGAGCAUCAGGCUCCUCCGGAGAUUUUUUACAACGAUGAGGAGUCCGAAAGGUAUGCCACCAGCAGCCGAAUGAUCGAGAUCCAGACCAAGAUGACGGAACGUGCCCUGGAGCUGUUGCUGCUCCCAGACCGGCCCUGCCUUUUACUGGACGUCGGUUGUGGCUCCGGUAUUAGUGGAGAGACCCUCAGCGAAGCUGGACAUCUCUGGGUCGGCUAUGACAUCUCUCCGUCGAUGCUCCGCAUCGCCCGGAGCCGCGAGGUGGACGGAGAUCUCUUUUUGGCAGAUGCAGGGCAGGGCCUGAACUUCCGACCCGGCACCUUUGACGGCGCCGUCUCCAUCUCUGCUCUGCAGUGGCUUUGCAAUGUUGACAAAAAGGGCCAUGAGCCUUUCAAGCGUUUGCGGAGAUUCUUCGAGCUGCUGUAUAGCUGCCUGCGCAAAGGGGCACGUGCGGCCUUGCAGUUCUACCCAGAGACUGCAGCACAGGUGGAAAUGAUCACCGCGGCCGCCCUGCGCUGCGGCUUUGGUGGUGGCCUGGUGGUCGAUUACCCCCACUCCGCCAAAGCGAAGAAGCACUUCCUGGUGAUCUAUGCAGGUCUGUCCGGAGAGCAACCUGCAAGCAUGCCAGAGCCCAUGGAGGAGGACGACGAACAGGUGGCGGUUCACAGCCGCGAACGGGAAGUGAAGAGAAAGAAGGGCAAAGCACAGGCCUCCUACAAGGACAAGGUCUUGAAGAAGAAGGAACAUCAAAGAAAGAAGGGUUUCGGCGUCAGAAAGGACACGAAGUACACGGCACGGCCCAGGAAGUCUGGAGAGGAUUCCAGUGAUGCGUGGUGUGGGGAGCGGAUCGGCCUCGGGUGUCGGCAACUGGUGCGACCAGCCCAUACUUUUGCCAAUGGCUCCACCUACACAGGUGAGUGGUUAGGUCUUGUUCGGCAUGGAUAUGGGAAGCAGGUGUGGCCAGACGGAGCUCGCUAUGAGGGCCAAUGGUGCCAUGACAUGGCGAACGGCAUGGGGCGCUUCCAGCAUGGGGACGGCGAUGUUUACGAGGGCCAAUGGAAGAACGACAAAGCAGAGGGCCUUGGCAAAUAUACGCACGGCAACGGCUCCACCUAUGUUGGCCAAUGGAAGGAGGAUGCGCAGCACGGUUAUGGCAUCGAGACGUGGCCGGAUGGCGCCAAAUACUUAGGGCUGUACGAGAACGGUCUCAAGGCUGGCAAGGGGUGCUUCACCUGGGUGGACGAGUCCACCUACUUCGGCGACUUCAAGGACAAUGACAUCGCUGGGCACGGCAUGUACGUUUGGGGAGACGGGCGGAAGUAUGUGGGAGAAUGGGCGGCCAAUAGCAUGCAUGGACAUGGCAGGUUCGCAUGGCCCGAUGGCAAAGUCUACGAAGGUGGCUAUGUGCAAGAUCAUAAGGAGGGCUGUGGAAGAUUCAGGUGGCCGAGCGGCCAAUGCUUCGAAGGACAAUGGAAGGGUGGAAAGCAAAACGGUUGGGGAUACAUGACAUCUGAGCAAGGGCAGACAGAGGCUGGAGAAUGGGAUUUUGGCCUCCGAAAGGUCUUGAUGCGUGAGAACAGCUCCACUUCGGUGAACAAGGUCAACUCCUCCCGUGGCGCUUGA
Molecule: messenger RNA, 2934 nt
Organism: Durusdinium trenchii
Lineage: Eukaryota; Dinophyceae; Suessiales; Symbiodiniaceae
Source: the annotation of a GenBank genome assembly